GGGUUAUGGUCAAUGGAUAUCUGGUAGGCUUCGGAGGAGAAGGCCUUUUAGGCCCGAGUCGGAGCGCCAACCCCCACCCUGAAGCAGGGUAUUUUGACUCAAAUAAUUCCUGCAACUUGCCAUCUGUGACGUGUGACGACGUUGAGCCAAAGUAUCGGAAUGGGGGAAGAAGUCAACGUACUGCUCUUCGGCCUGGGGGCCAUCGGAUCCUUCUAUGCCUUCAUCCUGAACCAAACCAAGCGUGUGCGUUUGACAGUGGUAGCUCGAUCCAACUACGAUGCCGUCAAGAAAAAUGGCCUUCACAUCAAGAGUGCGAAUCAUGGGGAGCAUGUCGUGCAGCCAGCAAAGAUUGUUAGGACGCCAGCCGAAGCAGGAGAGACUUACGACUAUGUCGUAUGCGCCCACAAAGCCAUAGACCAAGCCUCAAUUCCAGAGCAACUUGCUCCAGCUGUCGAUGAAAACAAAACCUGCAUCGUCAUAAUCCAGAAUGGCGUGGGCAAUGAGGAGCCUUUCCGCGAAGCGUUCCCCAAAUGCCCUAUCCUAAGCUGCGUCACAUGGGUCGGUGCCAAACAAGACAGUCCCGGGUUUGUCACACAUAUGAGUGCCGAGAACACUCAGAUAGGACUAUUCCCGAACGAGGAUUUGAAGACUUCCAGGGAGAAGGCCACACUCGAUAGGUUCGCCUCCUUGCUGAGGGAUGGUGGGACGCCUCUCAGCAUCGAGGACAACAUACAGGUCCAGCGAUGGGAGAAGGUCGUCUGGAACGUGGCGUGGAACUCACUGACCGCACUCACAAUGCUGGAUACCCACUCCUGGUUGAAGUCAUCGCCCGACUCCAUGCACAUGACACGGAAGUUGAUGACAGAAGUCAUUGAUGUUGCGCGAAAAUGUGACGUUCCGAUUGAGUAUGAGCUCGUCGACCAACUUAUUGACAAGAUCUUGGCCAUGCCACCAAUUGGAAGCAGCAUGCAGACCGACUGUAAGCUAGGUAGACCGAUGGAAGUCGAUGUCAUCCUGGGCACGCCUGUACGGAAGGGGCGGGAAUUGGGCGUCUCCAUACCGACGCUGGAAGUGCUUCACACUUUGCUGUUGGCGAUCAACAGUCGGAUGAAACCACAUGCUUAGGGGAAAGUGGUGCAAGCUGUUGUAUCGAAGACACCAUCGACCUUGGGGAGCUGUGGAAAUGUACACCCUCUAGAGAUAGUCCUGGCUCUUGUAGGGUUCCCAAAAAAUGGAGGCUUCGAUGGUUGAGGGUCACCCAUGGUGCUCCCUCGCUGGACGACAAU
This is a messenger RNA of Exophiala viscosa, 1286 nucleotides long. RefSeq names its product 2-dehydropantoate 2-reductase. Gene Ontology annotation, cellular component: cytoplasm. Gene Ontology annotation, biological process: pantothenate biosynthetic process. The record is from RefSeq and is a predicted model, not a curated record. The transcript is spliced from 6 exons. Gene Ontology annotation, molecular function: 2-dehydropantoate 2-reductase activity. The coding region runs from base 160 to 1125 and encodes 321 amino acids. Lineage: Eukaryota; Fungi; Ascomycota; Eurotiomycetes; Chaetothyriales; Herpotrichiellaceae.